Messenger RNA from Pomacea canaliculata, 1587 nucleotides. RefSeq names its product methyltransferase-like protein 9. The record is from RefSeq and is a predicted model, not a curated record. The transcript is spliced from 6 exons. Bases 83 to 1069 code for a protein of 328 amino acids. NCBI's taxonomy places the organism in Eukaryota, Metazoa, Mollusca, Gastropoda, Architaenioglossa, Ampullariidae. Gene Ontology annotation, molecular function: protein-L-histidine N-pros-methyltransferase activity.
UUCGCUUUCGCAUCGUUUCCGGUUUGUGCCAGCAUGGCUGCCUGCGUGGCAAGGGGAGAACAGACGUGGUCAAUAAUAAACAAUGCUUGUUUGGACGAUAUUCUCUAUAAAUACUUUCCUCUCUUCUUCUCUGCUAAUUAGCUGUGCAGAAGUCGAAGUCAUGGGCGAGUUUCAAGGAAUUUAUUUGCGCACCCCUUUGGCCCGAGCAGUUUACAAUCGGUUGAGAGAAGACAACAUUCAUCGAAAUAGCAAACACGAAUAUUGGUACAAUAUAGAUUCCAAAAAACUACCAGAGGAUCUCUGUCAGCGUUUUGUGCAGUUUCAGCAAGAUGAGGAAACAACACAGUUUCUUCGUCACUGUGAGGAGAAAGCAGACUCGAUCUUCACACAGAUUUUCCAGUCAAUUGCUCGUUCAGUGCUCAGCUGGUUUAUGAGCAAAACUUCCGUCAAUGGGUGGAUUGGGUGUGGUUCAAUGUUUGUCAUUUCUCGUCAACAGUUUGAAAGUCUGCUUGGUUUAUCACCAGUGAGGAAAGCAGAAAAUCUUUUAGACAUAGGUGCUGGUGAUGGAGAAGUGACUAAGGUGUUGGUGCCAUACUUCAGUAACAUCUAUGUUACAGAAAUGUCUCCACCAAUGGUUGCUGUUUUGAGUAGCAAGGGAUACCAUGUUUUAGACGUGUCUGGCUGGUCAGAUGGAAACAUCACAUAUGAUGUGAUUAGUUGUCUUAAUGUACUAGACCGAUGUGACAAACCAGUCAGCAUGCUGCAGUCCAUCCGCAAGGCCUUGCGACAAGGCUCUGGGCGAGCCGUGGUGGCUGUCGUCAUUCCUUUCAAACCUUAUGUAGAGUUCAAUUCUGUAGAUCACAUUCCUACAGAACAUCUUCAGAUUGCUGGAGGAUCAUUUGAAGAGCAAGUUACUUCUCUUGUGCAGUCUGUAUUCCAACCUGCUGGUUUUGAAGUAGAAGCCUUCACUCGUUUGCCUUAUCUUUGCGAAGGAGACUUAAAUCACUCUUUUUAUGUUUUACAUGAUGCUGUCUUUGUGUUGAGGUCAAGUGAUGGAAGCAAAAACUGAGCAAGACAGGUAGACGGACUUCUUGUGAGAAUGGAAAAUGUGUUAAAAUGUGUUAAAAAUGAGGGAAAUGUACAUGUGUACAUAAAAAACACAGAGGGUGAUGUGUUACAUGCUCAUAUUUAUGGAGACACUUAUUAUGAAUUCACAUCAGAGUUUGAUCCUGAGAGAUAGAAUUUCCGGUAAUACAUUCAAUCACUUUUUCACAUGCAAUUAAACUGUCAAAGAGUCCAUAGUAAUUACGCCUUUAGCUGACUUGGAACAAAGAAUUGUUUUUUGUUUUUUUUUUAACUUCAUACUUCUAAAAAAUGAAACAGCAUAUUUUAAGUUAGUUAAUUUAAAGGAUUUGUCUUAUUAGGCCUUAUAGUCAUCAUUUCCAUGGAUUUUUGUGUGAGUGGAUUGUAUAUAUCAUUAUGCAUUUAAAAAAUCUCAGAAAAAAUUCCCUACAAAUGAGAAAAUGGCAGUUAAUGUCUACUGUACUUUAAAAAUAAAUAUAUUGAAACAAAACUUGAUACAUUGAA